GAGCCGCUGGGACCGACCCCCAUCGCCCGGCCGGCUGCGGUCCUCCGUCCAGCCGGGAAUGAUGUAAGAACUCUCUCCAGUUUGGGAGCACCUCCCUCUUCGUCUGCGGGAGGGUUUUAACUUCGCAGUCUCCUUGGAGACAGUUGAGCAAGUUUCGGGUGUUUUCCGGUGCCAAAGCGGAGGGGCCCGGGAGCUGAAGAUGCACAGGGAGAUUGGAGGUGGAGGCGGAGGGGGGAGAGGCGGCACUGCCAAAGCGGUCAGUGGGUCACGCAUCCUGCACCCGGGGAGCGUCACUUCGGCCGUCACGGGGCAGCCCCGUCCCCGUCCCAUCGCUUCCCCAGCGCGGUGAGAUGCGGCCAGGCGGGGCGUGAGGCAGCGCGGGGGCUCGUCCCCAGGGAAGCCCAGCCGAAAACAUCCCUCGGAGCCGGAGCGAUGCUGAGCCUCAAGCUACCCCGGCUGCUCAGCAUCAACCAAGUGCCUAAGGGGUACCGGGAGCAGGGGAUCCUCUUUGGGUAUCGCCCCCCCAGAAGCUCGGCAGCAGACUGCCUCCUCAGCGUCUUCCAGAUGACGAAUGAGACCCUAAAUAUCUGGACGCAUUUUGUGCCUGCCUGGUACUUCGUGUGGACGCUGGUGGGGCAGCUGCGGGGCCCGGGGGGCCGGGAGGACCCCCACGCCUGGCCGCUCCUCGCCUACCUGCUGACGUGCUGCAUCUACCCCCUCGCCUCCAGCUGCGCCCACACCUUCAGCACCAUGUCCACCCGCGCCCGGCACAUCUGCUACUUCUUCGAUUACGCGGCUCUCAGCAUGUACAGCUUGGGGUCUGCGCUGGCGUACUCGGCGUACAUCUUCCCUGCAGAAUGGGUCGACAGCACGUUCCACCACUGCUACGUCCCCAUCGCGGUGUUUAACACCGUCGUUAGCACCAGUCUGUCCUGCUACUCCAGGUUUCUGGAGGUGGAGCACCCCAGGUUCAGCAAGGCUUCCCGCACGCUGGCCUUUGUGUACCCGUACCUCUUCGACAGCAUCCCUCUCUUCUACAGGUUCUACCUGUGCGCGGCGGAGAGCUGCACGGAGGCUGCCAUCCUGGUCCACUACAAGCACACCAUCUUCGCCUUCCUCACCUGCUUCAUCUUCGCCAGCCACCUGCCCGAGAGACUUGCGCCGGGACACUUUGAUUAUAUAGGGCACAGCCACCAAGUCUUCCACGUCUGUGGGAUCAUCGGGACGCACUUCCAGAUGGAGGCCAUCACGAUGGACAUGGCCGAGCGCCAUGACCGGCUCCUGCCCGCCCCGCUGGUCCCCUCCUCCCUGCAGACCCUCGGGUCCAUGGGCAUCUGCGUGGCCGUGAGCCUGGCUGUCAUCGGGCUCUGCUCGAUGUCCCUGCGCUUCAUGCCGGAGCCUCUGCAGAGAGAAAAACUGCACGGGCAUUAGGCUUCAGGUCUAGAUAGUAUUCAUGCUGCUCCACGGGAGAGACCCUAAACAGUAAGGGUCUGGCAUGGACGAGGAGGAGUUUAUUCACCUACGCUCUCUGAGAAAAUGCUUAUUUAAAAUUUUCUCAGGAGCGAAACAUAUUGCACUGGGUUUUGUACAUAGAGCUUUAAAGCUGGGAACAGGUUAUGAUAUGCUUUUAAUCAAGUUGCUAUUUCACCACAAGAAAUAUUUCAAAUAAUCUUAACUUUUUUUCUGCAAAAGGGAGAUAAGUGCUAAUACUUUCCAAAGCAAUAGGCAUUCAUCAGGUCUGCCUUACGGAGGAAUCGGGGGGGGCGAGUGAACGUGGGUAACACUGGUCCGCUGGUGGCACAGAUGUCCUUGUCAUCAGCUCAGACCGAUAGCCAGGACUCCUUGGUGAAGGCACGAGCAAGGGCGCUCCCAGGGGCUCCUUAACUAAGGUUUUCACCUUGAAAGUGGCAUUAUUUAGGGGAUUAAAACCUCAGAGAUCCGUGGUACACUGCCUUACGCUAAACCCAAGUGCCUGACGGAUGUGGGAUUCAGAGAGACUAGAGUUUGCCUGUGUUUUAAAUUCAGCUAUUUUUAAUCGUUACCCAGAAAGACUUACUCUAGAAGAACUCUCCAUGGGACGCUCCUCCAGAAUAGCGGGGGUUUUUUGUCUGAUUCCGGUGCAUAGGUAAGUCCUGGGAAAUUAACUCCCAUGGGAGAGCCGAGCUCCCUCCUUGCCCCAGGACCUCCGUCCUGUACUCCCACCUGGGCUCCUUCUCUAACCUCGUUUGUGGCAUCAAACGUUAACGGAGGGAGAAAUACCCGUGCGGUGACGACAGGGCUUCCUGCCAAGCGCUGUUUUGUACCGAGCGUUUAACAGGGGUGCGAAGCCGCCCACGGGCAGCCGGGCUGUUCAGAAAAGGUGUUUGACACCUUGCUGAGGGUGCUGAGGAAUUCCCGGCUGCCUCGUCGAGGGAUCCUCUCCCCGCGGUUGCUGAGGCAGGACCCUUGGUCUGAGGGAUGACUGAUGCUACAGCCGUCACCUCCGAACCUCUCCCGUUUCUGGUCCCGCUCGCACAGAAUGUUUUUCUUCUUGGGAGUGAGUAGGAUGGGGGUGUCCAGGGAGAAUGAAGCAUCGGCUGAGCAAGAAGCAGGAGCCUGAGCCACGUGGAGAUGCACGCAGUCGGCCGAAAGGCAGGAUGCAGAACAGCUGAGCUGGUAAUGCAGGGGGUCAAACCCACAAACCCGUGUCAUUUUAAGGCAUUUCCAGGGUUGGACCUCUGCUCUCCCAGCAAUCGCCCCGUGCUCCGGCCGCUGCUCCUCGCUUUGCUCUGCUCUGUGGCGGCUGGAUCCUACAAGGGGAAGCGGAGAGCCCUGAGCAGAGCCUGGAGGUACCAGCCUGGUGCGGGCGGGGGGGAGGCAGCUCGUGGGGAGGGCUCGACUGGGGGCUCCGGCCACCGAGGCUCUCACGCUGGAUUUGCCUAAUACCACGCGGGAGGUAUAGGAACGCGCGAUGCAAAGAUUACUGCUAGGGAAUGUUAUCAAGCUUCUUGAUAAUCAUACGGGUGUGUAAUUUGUUUUGUGUAUAAUUACCUCUCUCAAGGUAUAAUUGAUGCACUUUUGAGUGACAAUACAACGGCUCGUUAAAUAUAUUAUGGGACAAAUAAGUCUUUUGAAAAAUAGCUUUCUUUUGAAAGCUGACCAAGAUUUAUAUUAAUAUUUAUAAGCACUGGAACACAAUUGUUUAUUCAACAGUUUUAUUUCAUUAAAAAGAAAACUAAUAUAACUAUCGCACUGAUACACGCUAACCUGAUUUGUAUAGUUUCAUAAAAGUACUGUCUGUGAAAAUGAAUCACUUCAGAGAUAAUUGCUGAUAAUUGCAAAGCUUAUUUACCUUGUGUACUCGCGUGACUGGAAAGGAAUCUGGCUCUGCGCGCAAGACACGAUUUAAGGGUCUGUAAAAUUUACAUGAAUCAUUAUACAUUUUUUCUUGGUUGUUUAACUUUUGAGUUUGGGAAGUCCGCUUGUCCUCUUCAGGUGAAAUUAUCUGUAGGAAAACCGCAUUAAAAAAUGUAACACCGUAUUAUACACUACCCUAAUCCCUCUGGAUCCUGUAGUGCUUUGCACAGACCCGUAGUCUGGUACGUACUUCACACACUAAACCAGUCAAUGUUUGAUCUUGAAGUAGCACAGCUCAGCCAGAUUUCUUGUUCAGCUGGAGACAGGCCUUCAAAAAGCUAUUCAAUGAUGUACUAAAUUUUAGUCACGUAAAUAAAAACUCUGCAUCAAAUUGUUACGAGUAAAUAAUACAGGAUAGUUAUUUGCUG
Messenger RNA from Grus americana (Whooping crane), 3764 nucleotides. RefSeq names its product progestin and adipoQ receptor family member 5 (gene PAQR5). Gene Ontology annotation, molecular function: signaling receptor activity. The record is from RefSeq and is a predicted model, not a curated record. Gene Ontology annotation, cellular component: membrane. The coding region runs from base 433 to 1431 and encodes 332 amino acids. Lineage: Eukaryota; Metazoa; Chordata; Aves; Gruiformes; Gruidae. The transcript is spliced from 9 exons.